AUGAAUAAGUCUAGUUCAUUGCCUAUUACCAUCAAAAAUGAAUGUAAAGAAAAAAGUGUAAGGUGGACUAAUGAAGAAUGGUUAAAAUUAUAUAAAUAUGGUGGAUUAAUUAUGUUGUGUCUUCAACAAACAAGUAUGCCAUUAAUGACAAGAGCAGCAAGAGAUAGAAAUUCUAAUGAAGUAUUUUUGACAACAGUAAAUGUUUUUAUGAUGGAUAUAUUAAAAUUAUUUUUUUGUAUAUUUGUUUUAAUAAUUAAAGAAAAGUCUUUUGUUAAUUUUUAUAAAAAAACGGUAGGAAUUAUUUUUGGUGAUUGGAGGGAUACAUUAAAAUUAGGAAUUCCAUCAAUAUUAUAUAUAUUACAAAAUAAUUUAUAUUAUAUUUCAUUAAGUAAUCUUGAACCAACAACAUUUUGUGUUUGUUAUCAAAUGAAAAUUUUUACAACAGCUAUUAUGCUUAGGAUGCUUUUAAAUAAAAAAUUAUCCACCAUACAAUGGGUAGCAUUACUAUUUUUAUUAUUUGGGGUUGUUGAGGUACAAAUGCAAUACUCACCACCAAUUUCAAAGAUUGAUUCAAGUGAUCAAAAUCCAACAAUUGGUUUUAUAACUGUGUUUUUAAUGUGUUUUACGAGUGCUUUUGCUGGAGCUUAUAUGGAGAAAUGUUUAAAAAAGUCAGAUGUUGAUAUAUGGACACAAAAUAUUCGAUUAAGUUUAUAUGGAUUAGCUAUUGGAGGUGGAUCAAUGAUUAUUAAAGAUUUUAAUAAUAUUCAAGAAUAUGGAAUGUUUCAUGGAUUUGAUAUAUUAGUUUGGAUAUUAACAGCUGUUAAUUCAGUUGGUGGCUUAUUAAUUGCUUUAGUAAUGAAAUAUGCUGAUAACAUUCUUAAAGGAUAUGCUCAAUCAAUGUCAAUUGUUGGUGCUGCAGUAGGAUCUAUGUUUUUAUUCAAUUUUUCACCAAAUUUUAUGUUUCUAUUUGGAACAGCUAAUGUUAUACUAUCAAUUAUUCUUUAUUCAAAUUACCCUUAUGUAGCUCGUUCAUAA
Messenger RNA from Strongyloides ratti, 1035 nucleotides. Its product is annotated as UDP-galactose translocator. Gene Ontology annotation, cellular component: Golgi membrane. Gene Ontology annotation, biological process: pyrimidine nucleotide-sugar transmembrane transport. The record is from RefSeq and is a predicted model, not a curated record. The transcript is spliced from 3 exons. NCBI's taxonomy places the organism in Eukaryota, Metazoa, Nematoda, Chromadorea, Rhabditida, Strongyloididae. The coding region runs from base 1 to 1035 and encodes 344 amino acids. Gene Ontology annotation, molecular function: UDP-galactose transmembrane transporter activity.